Funneliformis caledonium is the source of this 273-nucleotide messenger RNA. The record is from the annotation of a GenBank genome assembly. NCBI's taxonomy places the organism in Eukaryota, Fungi, Glomeromycota, Glomeromycetes, Glomerales, Glomeraceae.
UUAGUUAUUGUAGUUAGCGAAGCUCUGUGGAGCAGUCAUCAAGUUAAGAUGCAAGAUGGGAAGAACAUCCAAGUUGUGCUCAGAGAUCACUUCAAAAAGACAAGAUCAAAGCACAAAGUUGUUGAUUUUCAGAAAAGGUCUGAAGACUCUGACUUUGCAAUUUGGAGGGCAGUCAUGAGUGCGGUGAAAAGAGCUGCAGAUUUAGGUAUUGAUGAUGAUGGAAAACUGGAGGCCAAAACGGUACUAAAGGAAGCCAUAGGCGAAUUUUGGUGA